Messenger RNA from Oryzias latipes (Japanese medaka), 1914 nucleotides. NCBI's taxonomy places the organism in Eukaryota, Metazoa, Chordata, Actinopteri, Beloniformes, Adrianichthyidae. The record is from RefSeq and is a predicted model, not a curated record.
GCCUUUCCCUCUGUCGCAGUAGGUCAUAACACACAAUCAUGUCUUCUGAGGCAGGACAAGUGAGAAAACUCAUUUCUCCCAGCUGCCUGCUCUGUGUGACUCUCAUUCUGCAGCUUCUGAGCAAAGUCUCCCACAUAACAGCAAGCGAUGUAGACUCUGGUGUUCGUCACGCUCGCGCGGUGGUGAAUCCGGUAGUAGUCCAGCCGGUGGACUGUGUCUUAUCAGAGUGGAGUGCUUGGUCUCCCUGUGAUGUCUGUCAAAAAAAGAGAUAUCGUUUUGCCAAGCUGCAGCAGCCCUCUCAGUUUGGGGGUGAGCCGUGCAAGUUCCAUGGUCGUGAGGAGGAGGCCUGUGCUGUUUCAGCUCGCUACACAUGUGACAGUGUACCUCUUUGUGAAGGAUUCCUCUGCACCCACACAGGUCGCUGUGUCCACAGAACCCUGCAGUGUAACGGGGAAGAUGACUGCGGCGACAUGUCAGAUGAAGUUGGCUGCAAGAAAGUCUCCAAACCCUGCAGGGAGGAGGCCGAGGAGUACUGGGGAAUCGAGAAUCUCGCCAAAGGGAUAAACGUCUUGAACAGUGACCUGGAAGGGGUGGUGCUUGACAAUAGAUACUAUGCAGGCAGCUGCCUGCCUCAUUAUAUUCAGGACGUGCCGUUCAGGAAGCCUUACAACCUGCAGCAAUACACAUUACAGACAAAGGGCUCAUAUGAUUUCACCCUGCAGUCGUUCGAGAGCUACUCUGAUUUCAUGCAAUACACAAUGAGUGAACGCAGCACACAGGUGUCAUUCUCCCUUGGCUUUGGUGUUCCAGGAGUUUUCAAUUUUGGAUUCAAUUUCAAAGACUCCAAAUACAGCAAGUCAGUCAGCCAGAUUCGCCGUGCCUCUAGCAAAACAAACAGUUUCAUCAGAGCCAAAGCGGAGCUGGAGUUGGCCCAGUACAUUCUGAAGUCAGAGGAUUUGGUGCUUCACCCUGAGUUUCUGCGGCGCCUACGCUCUCUGCCACAGUCUUAUGUUUACGGGGAAUACAGGCAGAUCUACAGAGACUUUGGCACACACUACAUCACUGAGGCCGCCCUCGGAGGAGACUUUGAGCACACUAUCAUCCUAAACAAGGAGAAAUUGGAAAAGUCAGAUUAUUCUCUGGAGGAAUACAAGAAGUGUGUGCAGGUUGGCUUUAAUGUGGGGGCAAACAUUUACGGUGUUUACGUGUCAGGAGGGGUUGAGGGCGGAUCCUGUGAUGGACUUCUGAACGAGAUGGGAGAGAGCACGAAGAAGGGUAGCAUGGUGGAGGACUUUGUUGCUGUCGUCAGGGGUGGAAGCAGUGAAAGCAUCACCGCUUUGCUCUCUAAGAAACUUCCCAGUCCACAGCUCAUGAGACUGUGGGGUGAAGGCGUGCGCUAUAAUCCCGACUUUAUUCGCAUGACAACGCGGCCGCUGUAUGAGCUGGUGGUCUCCAGAGACUUCACCUAUCGUGAUACUCUCAAAAGAAACCUAAAGAGGGCUCUGUCGGAGCAUCUGGCCGAAUCGAGCUCAUGUCGCUGCGCUCCAUGUCACAACAAUGGAGUGGCUGUUUUGAAAGGGACAAGGUGUGAGUGUGUGUGUCCUGUUGGCUACACUGGAAGGAGCUGUGAGGUCACUCAAAGGCAAAAAGAAAUAGCCAUUGAUGGCAGCUGGAGCUGUUGGGGUGCGUGGUCAUCUUGUGGAGGAGGGAAAAAGUCCAGGACCCGGCAGUGCAACAACCCAGCACCCAGCAAUGGAGGAAUUGAAUGCUGGGGACCGCAAGAGGAGUCAACUGAUUGCUUUUAAAGUGCAAGAUAUGACAAAGAUCGUAAAUCUUUAGUUUGAGAAGAAAUCUUGGCUUGUGCUACAAUUCAUUUGAAAAAAAUAAAAAUAUAUUCAACUGAAUUGUUACGUA